AAAUCUUCAUCCAUUCCCUAGGGAGGAAGAGGAACAACUGCGGAAAAUGAUCAGGGCAGAUCACGAGAGGGCUCUAGAGGAGGCCAAGGAAAAGCUGAAAAAAUCCAAAGAUCAAAUCCGUGCGGAGAUUCAAACAGAGAAAAAUCGAGUGGCGCAAGACGCGAAGAAGAGGGAAGUCAAACCGUUACCGCAAGUACCUAUUCCAAAACUGGUGGGAAUCAAUAAUGGAGACCCUGGUGAUCCAGAAACGAGAGAAAAGCAAGAGAAGAUUAAAGAGAUGAUGAAGCAUGCUUGGGGAAACUAUAGACAGUAUGCUUGGGGGCACAAUGAAUUGAAACCUCUUUCAAAGAAGGGCCAUUCGACCAAUAUCUUUGGAAAUUCUCAAUUGGGUGCUACCAUAGUGGAUGCAUUAGAUACCCUCUACAUCAUGGGUCUUUUUGAUGAAUUUCGAGAUGGGAAAGAAUGGAUCGAGAAUAACCUAGAUUUCAGUGUGAAUGCAGAAGUCUCUGUCUUUGAAGUGAAUAUCAGGUUCAUUGGAGGCCUUCUGGCUGCCUAUUAUCUCUCAGGAGAAGAGGUGUUUAAGCAGAAAGCUGCACAACUUGCUGAGAAGCUGCUGCCUUCCUUUAACACCCCCACAGGUAUCCCUUGGGCAAUGGUGAAUCUAAAGAGUGGUGUUGGACGGAACUGGGGCUGGGCAUCUGCUGGCAGUAGCAUUUUGUCUGAAUUUGGGACUCUGCAUUUGGAGUUUGUGCAUCUGAGCUACCUGACAGGCGACCCCAUCUACUACAAAAAAGUGUUACAUAUUCGGAAACUUUUGAAGAAUAUGGAUAGACCUCACGGCUUGUACCCUAACUACCUUAAUCCAAGGACUGGUCGCUGGGGCCAACAUCAUACCUCGGUGGGUGGCCUAGGAGACAGUUUCUAUGAAUACUUGCUGAAAGCUUGGCUGGUGUCGGAUAAGACUGACACAGAAGCAAGGAAAAUGUACGAUGAUGCACUGCAGGCUAUUGAAAAGCAUCUGAUAAGAAAAUCAAACAGUGGUUUGACUUUCAUUGGCGAAUGGAAGAAUGGUCACCUUGAGAGGAAAAUGGGUCACCUGACGUGUUUUGCUGGAGGAAUGUUUGCGCUUGGGGCAGAUGGAUCCCCGGACGAUAAAGCAGGUCAUUACCUGCAGCUAGGUGCAGAAAUCGCUCACACCUGCCAUCAGUCAUACGACAAAACAGUGCUAAAGUUGGGCCCCGAGGCAUUCAAAUUUGACGGCGGGACGGAAGGAGUGGCACUGCGGCAAAAUGAGAAAUACUACAUCCUUCGGCCAGAAGUCAUAGAAACCUACUGGUACAUGUGGAGAUUCACCCACGACCCCAAGUAUAGGCAGUGGGGCUGGGAGGCAGCUCAGGCUAUCGACAAAUACUGCAGGGUAGUCGGAGGAUUUUCAGGAGUCAAAGAUGUCUACUCUUCAUCACCAGCCUACGAUGAUGUACAACAGAGUUUCUUCUUGGCUGAGACACUAAAGUACCUGUACCUCCUGUUUUCUAGUGAUGACCUCUUGCCCUUGGACUAUUGGGUUUUUAACACAGAAGCUCAUCCUCUUCCUAUUUUACGUUCUAUGAACUCUACCCUGUCUGGAAAUAUAGUAUUUCAAUGAGGACCGUAAGAGAACUGGAGGUGAACUCCGCUGUUAUGUCGUAGUGCUAGCAGGACAAGUGCAACUAAUCUUCAGAAGAAAGAAAGGAUCCUAAUCAACAAGCCUUGAUUUAAAUCAUGCAAGAAAGAUGUGGACAACUGGGGAUAAUGCAUCUUUGACAGCAGAGUAACAAUGAAUGUACAAGUUUACCAUGGUGUAGUUGGCAAUCAGUACAGUGUGACUGCUGUACAAUUAACUGUAUGACUGACGUUCAAAGAAAGCUUAACAGCACUAGAUGUAUGUAAGUAGUACAGGAUUUUUUUCUUCUGCACUACCAAAAGCCAUUGAGUCCCAGGCAAGAGUGGAAAAGCCUCCGUUUUUAAAGAAAUGGUAUCCCUUUUGUGGAGUUGGUUCUUCCUAGCCAAAAAAAAAGAUCUUUCAAUUUUUGUAGGGAUAAUCCUUGCAAGUGGCUGCUUCCUUAUUGAACAAGGGGUUUGUUCCUGUUCUGAUGUAGCAUAAGGCUGCUGAUAUAUUGGGAUUGUUGGAAUCUUACCAGUAUAAGUGUGCUUGUAAUAUCUGCACUUUGCAAAUUUUCUUUACUCAUAAAGAAGUCUUUGUGUUGUCUUUUUUCCAAAAGAUUAUUGGUAUCACUGUUUCAAAUGAGAAGCCCCAGUCAAUCGUCAUUCUUGGUUUAUUGUGGACGAACUUUAAUCUUGUAGUGUAAUUUCCAGUAUUGUAAAAAAUGGUGUUCUUUUUCCAGGAUGUUUCUGUUCUCAUUUGGACAGGGAAACUGUGGCACUUAUUAUUGUACAGGAUUAGUUUCCAACAGAGGUUGAAUUCAUUUGAGACUGAGCCACUGAAUUGUGGUAAAAUGACAAGAAGGUGGCUGAUUUUAAUCUUUAAGUUCACAAUUGGCUGGUGUUCAAGAUUAAUCAGGGUGUUCAUCAGCACAUGAGGCCUGAGGUCCAAACGAGAGAGAAUUCCUGGAGUUUGUACACAUCUUUUACAGUGUCAAAGAGGAAUUAGACAUCUGUAUUGUGAGCAUCACUCAAUCAAGUUCUGUGAAACAUGUUGGAAGUUAACCAGAAUGAAUCCUGCAAAAACUAUGCUUGUCUCUCACUUCCCCAAACUUCUUAAAAAUAUAUAUCUAUUUUAUACAAUCUGCUCCUCUUAACUCAGUUGCUUAAAUUACCUGUAAUUUAAUCAACAACAAAAAUUCUAUCUCCAAAUUCCCAGCAUGAUGUAUUAUUUAUGCUUAAUUCAAAUUCAUCAGCAUUUCAGUUAUUUAGUGCAAAUGUGACUUUGAAUUAUUAGGAGUAGAAUGUAUGCAUACUGAAACAAAGGUGUAGCUAAUGAUUAAACAUGCUGGUCUCUCUA
This is a messenger RNA of Amblyraja radiata (thorny skate), 3001 nucleotides long. It is a transcript of the gene man1a2, whose product is annotated as mannosidase, alpha, class 1A, member 2. Gene Ontology annotation, biological process: mannose trimming involved in glycoprotein ERAD pathway; carbohydrate metabolic process. The record is from RefSeq and is a predicted model, not a curated record. NCBI's taxonomy places the organism in Eukaryota, Metazoa, Chordata, Chondrichthyes, Rajiformes, Rajidae. The coding region runs from base 47 to 1645 and encodes 532 amino acids. Gene Ontology annotation, molecular function: calcium ion binding; mannosyl-oligosaccharide 1,2-alpha-mannosidase activity. Gene Ontology annotation, cellular component: extracellular exosome; Golgi membrane; endoplasmic reticulum. The transcript has 12 exons.